Stylophora pistillata is the source of this 2537-nucleotide messenger RNA. RefSeq names its product general transcription factor 3C polypeptide 4. The record is from RefSeq and is a predicted model, not a curated record. Gene Ontology annotation, cellular component: transcription factor TFIIIC complex. Gene Ontology annotation, biological process: transcription initiation at RNA polymerase III promoter. Lineage: Eukaryota; Metazoa; Cnidaria; Anthozoa; Scleractinia; Pocilloporidae. Gene Ontology annotation, molecular function: protein binding; histone acetyltransferase activity.
CGUCAAGAUGGCGGACGGUUCUGUGGAGGCGAAAGUCAUAGAGACGGUAAAAUUUAGCUGUUUACCUUCGUAUCCGAACGCCAUAUCGUGGUCGCUUGAUGAUAGAGUGUCUGUUAUUACCGAUCAAUGCGUUUAUAUAUUGACACUCACUUUAUCUCCCACGAGAUUUGGUGUGGACCCCAAAAAGACAAGUAUUCCUGGUUUUAAAAAAAACACAGAAUAUGAUGUGGGUAUUGAUAAGAAACAACUCAGCAAUGUGGAAUCAAUAGACUGGCGUUUGGAUCCCAAAGUUAAUCAGUCACUCCUUGCUUGUAGCUGCAAUGGCUUUCUCAAGGUUGCAUGGUCACCACUAAACUGUGAUGAAAAUGGCAGAUGCAUCAUAGCAGCACUCUACUCAGAAGAUCAACUUUGUAUUUACUUAUCUCCCUUGCUUGGUACCAAAUGGAAAGAAGUUAUUGAUUUAUCUCAAGAAUUUUCAAGUUAUCUUGCAAAGAACAAUUUUGAAUUGGGUCAAGAUGUGAUGAAGAAAACAGAUUGGGGGAAAGUUUCCAGGUCCUUUACAAAGAAAAAUGGGUCAAACAGGAACCAAUAUUCUGUCUUCAAACAACGUAUUGAAAUCCUGGCCUUUACUUGUUUGCACUGGUUUUCUCAUCUUUAUCUGAGCAGAGAUGUUUCCUCAAAUAACACAGAAGAGAUAAUUAAAGAUGAAAAGUUUGCAGUUCUGGCUGUAGGUAACCAAAGUGGUGCUGUGAUAUUUUGGAAAGUGAUGGUACCUGUUAAAGUUGACAAGGCAAUAGUUCAACUGGGUGGAAUCCUAAACACUGGACAGUCAUGGCCGAGUUCCUUGUCAUGGAAAGAAACGAACCCAAACCAAGGGUUGUUGGCUGUUGGGAGUACAAAUGGUCUCAUUAAGAUUUUCAUUCUCAAGCUGUUGCCAUCCAUCAGUGGAGUUGCAGAGUAUGUGUUGUGGGGAGACAAGGAUGACAUGCAAGUCCUGUGCUUGGAGUGGGUACAUUCACAACUGACACACGAUGAACUUCAUUAUCUGGUGGCAUGUAAAGGUUCAUCAGCUAUUCUAUUUUCAGUUGCUGCAAAGAACGAUGCACUGAUACAAAAGCCAAGCUAUAAAAUAAUACAGGGCAUUCACAGAAUGCCAAUCACGGGGCUAGCGUGUACACAAAAUGGCACUAUCCUCACCUGCAGUCUGGAUGGAUCAGUUCAGACCACCUCAGUUGAUGGUGCAGUGGCGAGUGCUGUGAGCUGUGUUGCAAAGAAAGGAUUCACGUGCUCUGGUGUGGGAGUGUCCGCUAAUGGUGUCUUCAUUGCGUUAUUUCUUUCUCCUUCAAAUCACACACAGCAAUAUCUGGAAUCUCACCCGAUUCAUAUUCGCUUCGUAAACAUUGCGUGGGGAUCAUCUUCAGUGGAGCGUCUAAUGACCAGUGAAGAAGUUCAACUGGAUAGAAAGUGGGAUGUGUGUAAAGCUCUGCAACACCUCAUGUACUAUAGCAAAAAACUACCAAAACCACUUCAAGUAGUUAGUACUGAGGCUGUGGAGGGCUCUUCGUUUGCUGUGUUGGUUAUCAUGCAAUACACGCUGGCUGUCAUGAGAGUGAUAUCACAGCAACAGGAGGAUGAUUUGUCUGGCAAUCAAGAGGAGCAGCUGAAGUGGACAGCUCAGCUUGAAUGGAUUAGAGACUACAUCUACAAACGCUUGGUUUCUGCCACACUAAAGAGUUGGUUAGAAGGAAAGAAAGCAGGAACUGUCAGUCAUUUAGACUCGGUUGCAGCACUUGUAAUGUGCGACUGGUUGGUAACCAAAGGUAUUGACUCUGCUGUUACUGAUGCAGUUACUCAGGUGUACGAAGCUUUCAAUGAUACAGGGGGUUUGAAGAAGAUCUCAUCAGAUACUGUGAAAAGCCAGGCAAAUGGCAAAGAAAGCACUUCUGAUUUACUGCGUCAAACUGAAAUAUCCAUGGAGAAACAGUCUGUUAUCUUACAAAGUAACGCGGAGGCUGUAAAGUCUCUAGUAAAGGACAUAUAUGAACCCUCAGCUGGAGUCAUAGACGAGUCUUUCACCUUGCUCUCAAGAGAGCAAUGUCCAUUAUGUCAAACUGCUAUUGCUGUUGAGAGCUUGGAGUAUGGAACAUGCCUAAGUGGGCACCGGUGGCCGCGUUGCUGUGUGUCCUUUGUCAUUUGUGCGGACUUAGCACUCAGACGUUGCCAAGAUUGCAAUCGCUGUGUUUCAACCCCGAGUCCUCGAUCAUCUCCCUGGUUACGAAGCCUUUUACAGUUGACGAAGUGUCCUUUUUGUUCAGGCUUCUUUCAUUAAUUUUUUUCCUUGAGUCAAUACACACCUUUGUGUGAAAAGGACAGAGUUUCAUGCAUGAAAUACAGUGGAGUUACAACUACAAAAGGCCUGUAGUAGCCAUUUACGGACGCUUGAAAAACUGGUAUCCUCUCUGACCGCUUUUACAAGGGUAUGCGCGCUAACCUCGUUAUCAGGAGAUGAAACAAAUUACUGAAAUAAAAUAAUAAAA